GAGGGAUUGCGUGCUAUUCUGUAUGGCAACAGCAUGCGAGGGGGCAGGAGAAACGGGGUGCUGCUGGAUUAUAGCAGAAAUCAUGGGUAGUAGCACAGAGCAGGUAAUCAGGCUGUGCACAAACGCAGGGCGGCUAUCACAUCGAUCGACCAAGAUGUGGGUGUAGGUCAGGGUGCUGGAUAGGAGAAUUAGCCACAGAAGCAGAUUUCCACUGCAGGAUUUUCUCUCUUUAUCCAUAUCUCUCUCAGAUCCCUAAUCUACCAACAAACCUUCUGUACGACAGGCACCCUUAAUUUCGACCUUAGGCAUCAUCAUGCUGACCAGCAUUGCGGAACGUAUCAUGUAUUGCCUAACAGGCAAAACCCCCAACUCUGUGCGUCCAGUAGAAACAUCAGAAACCAGCGAUGGCUAUGAUUUCCUGGAGGUCAAACCAGGCCGGGUCUUAAGAGUGCGGCAUAUAUUGCCUUCUUGUCCUGGUGGUAGAGAUGAGGAAGAAUUAGUUGGAGAAAAAAAUGGAGGUCAAGGAUUGGUCCAUUGCAAACGCCGGAUCACUGUUUACCGUAAUGGGCAGUUAGUAAUAGAGAAUCUCGGGGCCACUCUUCGUUCAGAGAUCUUGCAUUGCCGCAAUGGUAAUUCAGAGCCUGCAGGGACACUGGAGGUGGAGCUGUCUGAUUUCACUAGUACAGGCAAUGAAGGAGGAAAGGAGAGUGAUGCUCCCCCUGGUAAGCGAAGGAAACGCAAACCCAAGAAGGUAAUUAUGGUUGAUUGCCAAAGACAGGUGACGUGUUGCAAAGGAACCCAUUCUGAUGUAGUCCUGUUUUUCAUCCAUGGAGUUGGGGGUUCCCUUGAUAUUUGGAAGGAGCAAUUAGACUUUUUCUCCAAACUUGGAUAUGAAGUAGUGGCACCAGAUUUGGUGGGGCAUGGAGCCAGCACUGCUCCACAGAUUGGAGCUGCUUACAGCUUCUAUGCCCUUGCAGAAGACAUGAGGUGCAUUUUUAAACGCUAUGCCAAGAAAAGAAACAUCCUGGUUGGACAUUCCUAUGGAGUUUCCUUCUGCACUUUCUUGGCCCAUGAGUAUCCUGACUUGGUGCAAAAAGUAGUCAUGAUCAAUGGAGGAGGUCCUACAGCACUGGAACCCAGCCUGUGCUCUAUUUUCAGUAUGCCCUCCUGUGUACUACACUGCCUGUCUCCUUGCCUGGCCUGGAGUUUCCUCAAGGCUGGAUUUGCAAGACAAGGUGCCAAAGAGAAGCAGCUCCUGCGGGAGGGUAAUGCCUUCAAUGUGUCAUCUUUCGUGCUUAGAGCCAUGAUGAGUGGACAGUAUUGGCCGGAAGGGGACGAGGUCUACCAUGCGGAACUUACAGUCCCUAUUCUAUUGGUGCAUGGCAUGCAUGACAAAUUUGUUCCACUUGAUGAAGACCAAAGAAUGGCAGAGAUUCUCUUGAUCACUUUCCUGAAGGUAAUAGAGGAGGGAAGCCACAUGGUAAUGCUGGAGUGUCCUGAAACUGUUAACACACUUCUCCAUGAGUUCUUCCUGUGGGAACCAGAAACUCAGAGCACUACAGCAGAGGAUACUGGGAACGAAUGAAGAGAAGGACAAUCAUAGAGUGGCUAGAAUCAGAAGACUUUUCUGCUAUUGCCCCAAACAAUGGAGAAAGUCAAAGUUGGGUGAAAAAGCCUGGUGGUCUAUUUUCACUAGCCAAAGUUUUACUAAAGACUUUGGCUCCCAGAAGAUGGCGAAAAAGGGAGAAAAUAUCUUCAGAAAAGGCAGAAAUUGUAUGUAUACAGCUUUAGGAAGAAUGUUUCCACCACCCUUCCUGCUUACACUUUGCCGAGAAAAAUAUAGCAGAAUGUAGAAUAAAAUUGCCAGGGGUGCAUUGUCGUGUAACACAUCAGACUAAUUGGCAGAUUUAGGUUGUGCUAGCCACAAACAAUGCUGUCCUAAUCCUACAAUCAAAGGAAGAGAUCCGACCGGAGUCUGAGAAGUAAUGAGAGCAAAACAUAAAUAGAAGACUGCAAAAUCACCUAUUACUUGUUCUUUGAAUAAAACAGUGUUGAUCUAUAGAACAUUUUCCUCUUGUAGGCAGGGUACUUCAAGUUAACCUCUUUCUUGCCAGGGACUUACUCCAGGCAGCAAACAAGUUAAUAACCAUUGAAAUGACUGUACUCAUAGCAGGCCCAGUGGAUGAAAAAGGGGAUAAAUUUAAAAGCUUUGAGACAAUGAAAAAUCCAAGCUAAAUGUACAGUCUGUGGCUCACAUGUAAUAUGAAUAUGCCAGGUUUUUAUCCUCCUGUUGUAAACACUGGCACCACAAACUGCAGUAUUAACUCUAAAUAAACAUAAUUUAUUAAAA
This is a messenger RNA of Xenopus laevis (African clawed frog), 2350 nucleotides long. RefSeq names its product abhydrolase domain containing 8 S homeolog (gene abhd8.S). Lineage: Eukaryota; Metazoa; Chordata; Amphibia; Anura; Pipidae. The record is from RefSeq and is a predicted model, not a curated record. Bases 314 to 1585 code for a protein of 423 amino acids. The transcript is spliced from 5 exons.